GGCGGUGAUAGCGAACUCGAUCGAGUUCACUAAAUCCUCAGCGUACUUCGAAGAAUCGAAGCAUCUUAUACAGUGCUUGGCUGAAAAUCUUGAGGGUAAUUUUUAGGUAUGAAAAUCGAAAGCGUCUUAGUAACAGGUGCCAACAGGGGCAUCGGUUUAGAAUUCGUGAGACAAUUGAGCCAAUUGAGCGAUCCGCCCUCUUUUAUCUUUGCCACUUACAGGAAUACCGAUAGUUUGCAGGAUCUGAAAGAAAUCGAAGAAUCCUCUAAAAAAUCCAAACUUAUUCUGAUUAAAAUGGAUGUUACCCGUCCAGAAGAAAUAGAAGUGGCUAAAAAACUGAUCGAGGAUACUGUAGGGGAACGAGGUCUUAAUUUACUGAUCAACAAUGCUGGAGUAGCUCAAGUGCAAAUGUUCCCCAAUGUCACGCCAGAGAACCUGGAGUUUCAUUUCAAAGUCAACACAGAAGGCCCUCUCCUGGUCCUGCAGGCAAUGCUACCCAGCUUAGAGAAAGCAGCCCAACUGAAGGGAGAAGGAGGCGCCAUGAGCGCGUCCAGAGCAGCUGUGCUCAACAUGACUUCGAUGGCCGGAAGCAUCACCAAUGCUGGAGUCGUGUUCACAGAAGACCUGGCCGUUCCAUCCUACAAAAUCAGCAAGGCGGCUCUCAACAUGGCCAUGAGAGUGGCAGCUGCUAAGGUGAAGGACAAAGGAGUUUUGAUCGUCAUGAUGUGCCCCGGCUGGGUGAAGACGGACAUGGGAGACAGGAGCAGAGCCAUCUUGGAACCGGAGGAGAGCAUAGCUGAUAUGUUAAAGACCCUGUCCACUCUGAACGAAUCCCAUCACGGCUCUUACAUGGACAGACUGGGAAAUCUCUAUCCAUUUUAGCGAUCGGGGAAUGAAGAACAUUUCCAAAAUGUGUGUGUUGUUCCGUCGAGUAAAUUAUAUUUGGAUGUGUAUAUUCCAUAGAAAUUUGCAAUAAAAAUGUGUGCGCUUUGAA
Messenger RNA from Argiope bruennichi, 994 nucleotides. Its product is annotated as C-factor-like. NCBI's taxonomy places the organism in Eukaryota, Metazoa, Arthropoda, Arachnida, Araneae, Araneidae. The record is from RefSeq and is a predicted model, not a curated record. The transcript is spliced from 5 exons. Bases 109 to 882 code for a protein of 257 amino acids.